Oreochromis aureus is the source of this 925-nucleotide messenger RNA. RefSeq names its product L-rhamnose-binding lectin SML-like. The transcript is spliced from 9 exons. The record is from RefSeq and is a predicted model, not a curated record. Gene Ontology annotation, molecular function: carbohydrate binding. Bases 36 to 698 code for a protein of 220 amino acids. Lineage: Eukaryota; Metazoa; Chordata; Actinopteri; Cichliformes; Cichlidae.
GUCAGGUACCAGCAGUGUUCACCAGCACGGACACCAUGCUGUAUGUAAGGCUCAUCAGCACACUGUUGCUGGCAGCGACGUGUUUGCCCAGCGGAGCAGAUGCUUCCAUGGAGAAAGCUGUCACCUGUGACAUGGACGUUGUCCAGAGGUUGAGCUGUGAAAAUGGAGUGAUCAGUGUGGAAGCAGCUCUGUAUGGACGUGCAGACAGAGAGACCUGCAGUGAGGGCAGACCACAACAACAGCUCACCAACACAGAGUGCUCUCAGCAGGGAACCGUGGACAUCCUCAGGAGGAGGUGUGAUGGGAAGAAAGUGUGUGAACUGAGCGUGACUGACGUCCAAAGUCCCGACCCUUGUGUCGACACCUACAAAUAUCUGCAGACCAGCUACACCUGUUUACCUGCAAGUCACCUGGUCACAUGCGAGCACUCGUUUGCACACCUGCACUGUGAUGAAGGGCAGACUAUCCUCGUGUACGGGGCUCAUUAUGGACGCCACGAUCAGACCACAUGCUCCUACAGACGUCCGGCCUCUCAGGUCCAAAAUGUUUACUGCUCCAGUCCCACCAGCAAAGUCGCUGAGAGCUGUGACGGGAAGAACAGCUGCACCAUCAGAGCGAGUAACUCGGUGUUUGGAGACCCCUGUGUUGGUACAUACAAAUACCUCGAGGUGGCUUACGUCUGUCAGUAUCUCACAUGAACGGAUUUAAAAUGCAGUUUUAUGACAAUUUAUUGGGAAUUAAUCAGCAAAAUGAUUUCAUGGGUCUCUCAGUAGCUUCAGUGCUUUUGAUGACUUUUCCUAUGAUCCAGUAAAACAGUGAAGCUGAGUCAGUUUCAAACAGCUGUGAUUGUUUUUUUCGUGUCCAGUAUUAGAUGGAGGUUAUCUGACUGUUUUAAAAAUUGCAAAAAUAAACAUCUAUCAACUAA